Trypanosoma theileri is the source of this 1440-nucleotide messenger RNA. Its product is annotated as putative Tob55. Gene Ontology annotation, cellular component: outer membrane; SAM complex. The transcript has a single exon. The record is from RefSeq and is a predicted model, not a curated record. Lineage: Eukaryota; Euglenozoa; Kinetoplastea; Trypanosomatida; Trypanosomatidae. The coding region runs from base 1 to 1440 and encodes 479 amino acids. Gene Ontology annotation, biological process: protein insertion into mitochondrial outer membrane.
AUGAACAACCAAGGGGAGGUAUCUGUUCUUUCACAGGAAGUUAAUAUAGCAGAAGAUGAUAUUAACAAGGUUCUUGACGUUCCGAUACGUACUCAUGUGCGAAUGAGAGGUAUUGAGAAAAUUCAUCCUCGUGUUAUUAGUCGAGAUCUUGAAGCCAUUAAGCGUUCAGAGACCAUAGCCGAAAUUACUAAUAAUAUGAAUGAAGCCAAAACUAGAUGGACUCAUAUGGGUUUUUUUAGAUCUGUAAAGUUUAAUUUGGAGCCUACAUUUGAUGGGGAAGCUAAUGAUGUUUGUGUACACAUAGAUGUUGAAGAAUCUAGACCAACAAAAUCUAUUGGUGUUUUUACCACAGAAACCAUAGUUCCUGAACUUACUUUUUCAUUAGAGAAUAUUUUUGGAGCUAGAUAUUCGUUAACUGGAAAUUAUGUUCCACCAACAUCGAGAACUCAUGCUAUUUCUUUUUCAGUUCGUUCUAAUGUUCCAUUUUUAGGACAAACUGCUGAAUAUUAUAUUGGAGAACGAAGUGAAAAUAAAACUUUUCAUCCAGCAAGUAGUGAAAAAGUUGAAGAAAUACGAGCAACUUCAAAAAAUGAAAAAAAUGGAUUUUCAUCUGAACUUUCUAUUGGUUUUCAACGGAGAUUAUUAGUGUCAAAAGAAAAAAGAAAAUUAAGUAAUGAUCUUCUUGAUGAUUUUAAGAAAACAUUAAAAGGUUUUAUUAGACAUGAUUUAGCUCUUUCAAAUGCAGAGUAUCACGCUGAUCCCUUUUUAUGUAAUAUGUACCCUUUACCAAUUAAUGGAGGUCAACUAAGUUUAAAAAAUGAACUUGCUGGUGGACCUCUUGGAGGACAGUUUACUUUUAUAAAAUCAGAAUUACAAACGGCAAAAUACUGGCCAUUAGGUCCUUUUUUUAGUUUUCAAUGGAACCUCAAAUUAGCAGGAAUAUGGUCAUAUAAUCAAGGUAGAAUUCCAUUAAAUGACAGACUUUUUCUUUCAUCUUGUCAUGUUCGUGGUUUUAAAAGUAUUGGUCCUUCUACUAUUGAAAAUGUUAAAAAGGAAGGAGGACGUUUUGCAGCUACAGGUGGUAAUGCACUUUGGGCAACAUCCAUGAGUAUUAACUUUCCCUUUCUCUUUUUUCCUAAUAAUGGUAUGGCGGCUAUGCAUCUCUUUGCUAAUAUAGGUAAUUUAAAAAUGGUAAAAUCUCACAUAGAACUUAUGGAUAUUGGUGAAUGGUUACGUACAUCUGCUGCUUCUAUGGGUUUAGGUAUAGUGGUAACGAGAAUACCAUUGUUUGGUGUAGCACCAAACGGGCGUCUUGAACUGAAUUUUUCAGUUCCUGUUGGUAUAGAUAAAACUGGUAAUAUUAGGUUUGAAAAUGGUAACAAAAAUUUAUUUGAUCGAAUUAAGUUUGGACUGACAUGGUCUUCAGCUUUUUCAAUGUAG